Messenger RNA from Urocitellus parryii (Arctic ground squirrel), 6568 nucleotides. It is a transcript of the gene Atp7b, whose product is annotated as ATPase copper transporting beta. NCBI's taxonomy places the organism in Eukaryota, Metazoa, Chordata, Mammalia, Rodentia, Sciuridae. The record is from RefSeq and is a predicted model, not a curated record. Gene Ontology annotation, cellular component: plasma membrane; trans-Golgi network. Gene Ontology annotation, molecular function: P-type divalent copper transporter activity; copper ion binding; ATP hydrolysis activity. Gene Ontology annotation, biological process: copper ion import; copper ion export; intracellular copper ion homeostasis.
GCCGGUUGGCGACCAAAUGGGAGGCCCUUGCAGCUCACGGAUCAAUCUUCCGAGUGCAGAGUCCAUUCCCGUAGCGAUUGCUGCAUUUGAGAUCCGCGGAGCCCGGGAGCCAGGCGCGGAGUUGGAGAGGGGGCUGAGAGGAGCUGAUCCGACACCCCGCCAGGACGAACCGUCCCCCAGGCCUUGGGCGAACCCGGGACAUCUGCAUCUCCGGCCCGGGACUGCACCACUCGCCAGCCCUUCAUCUCCAGCACAGGCGCAGAUCUGAGGACCUAGUGCUGAGUGCAUCGGUCSGAGGUGACCUUUGGGCUCAGGGCCGGAUCUGAGAAGAAAUUGGUGUCUGCGGGGGUGAUGCCUGAGCAGGAGAGACAGAUUUCAGCCAGAGAAGAGGCUAGUCGGAAAAUCUUCUCUAAACUUUCUGUGCCUACUCAUUCCUGGGACCCAGCCAUGAAGCAGAGUUUUGCCUUUGACAAUGUCGGCUACGAAGGUGGUCUGGAUGGCAUGUGCCCUUCUCAGRCAGCCACUGGCACGUUCAGCAUCCAGGGUAUGACUUGCCAGUCGUGUGUCAAGUCCAUCGAGGGCCGAAUAUCUGGUUUGAAAGGUGUCGUGAGCAUUAAGGUUUCUCUGGAACAAGGCAGUGCCACUGUGAAAUACGUGCCAUCAGUCAUGAGCCUGCAACAGAUUUGCCAUCAAAUUGAGGAAAUGGGCUUCGAGGCCAGCAUUGCAGAAGGAAAAGCUUCCUCGUGGCCUUCAAGGUCCUUACCAGCCCAGGAGGCAGUGGUCAAGCUGAGGGUGGAGGGCAUGACCUGCCAGUCCUGUGUCAACUCYAUCGAAGGCAAGAUCCGGAAACUGCAGGGAGUGGUGAGAGUCAAAGUUUCACUCAGCAACCAAGAGGCCGUCAUCACUUACCAGCCUUAUCUUAUUCAACCUGAAGACCUCAGGGACCAUGUAAGUGAUAUGGGAUUUGAAGCUGCCAUCAAGCACAAAACGGCUCCCUUAAGCCUGGGACCAAUUGAUAUUGGCCGCUUACAGAGCAUCAACCCAAAGAGACUGUCGGCUUCAGCUAAUCAGAAUUUCAAUAAUUCUGAGACCUCAGGGCACCAAGGAAGCCACGUGGUUACCCUGCAACUGGGRAUAGAUGGAAUGCACUGUAACUCUUGUGUCUUGAACAUUGAAAAAAAUAUUGGCCAACUCCCAGGGGUUCAAGGUAUUCAAGUGUCCCUGGAGAACAAAACUGCCCUAGUAGAGUAUGACCCUUCUUCUAUCACCCCUGUGUCUUUAAAGAGGGCCAUUGAGGCCCUUCCACCUGGGCACUAUAAAGUUUCUCUUCCUGCUGGAGCAGGAGGGACUGGGACAGACGGUGAGACUUCUGACCAGCRUUUCCCCAGUUCCUCCCAGAGAAACCAGGGGCAGGCUGCAUGCAGCACCGUGGUGCUUGCCAUCACGGGCAUGACCUGUGCGUCCUGUAUCCAGUCCAUCGAAGGCAUACUUUCCCAGCGGGAAGGGGUGAAGCGAGUAUCUGUCUCUUUGGCUGAAGGGACUGGAACUUUUCUUUAUGAUCCCACUGUAAUUAGCCCGGAAGAACUCAGAGCUGCUAUAGAAGACAUGGGAUUUGAAGCCUCAGUGAUUCCUGAAAAGUAUUCUGCCAACCAUGCUGGAAGCCAUGGUGCUGGGAAUACCAUGCAGCAAACUCUGGCUGGCACCUCUGUGUCUGUGCCGGAAGUGGCUCCCCAUGGUGGAGUGCUCCCUAAAAAACACAGCGCUGGCCCCUUGCCAAAUUUCCCACCACCCACUGGUACAGUAGCACCACAGAAGUGCUUUCUGCAGAUCAAAGGCAUGACCUGUGCAUCCUGUGUGUCUAACAUUGAAAGGAAUCUUCAGAAAGAAGCUGGUGUUCUCUCGGUGUUGGUUGCCUUGAUGUCGGGUAAAGCAGAGGUCAAGUAUAAUCCCGAGGUCAUCCAGCCACCCACGAUAGCUCAGCUCAUCCAGGACAUGGGCUUUGAGGUGUCAGUCAUGGAAGACAACGCAGGCGCGGAUGGCGACAUCGAGCUGAUUGUCACAGGGAUGACCUGCGCUUCCUGUGUUCACAACAUAGAGUCCAGGCUCACCAGGACAAAUGGCAUCACCUAUGCCUCAGUGGCCCUCGCCACCAGCAAAGCCAAUGUGAAGUUUGACCCUGAAAUUAUCGGUCCACGGGAUAUUGUCAAAAUUAUUGAGGAACUCGGCUAUCAUGCCUCCCUGUCCCAGAGAAAGCCCAACGCUCAUCACUUGGACCACAAGAUGGAAAUAAAGCAGUGGAAGAAGUCUUUCUUGUGCAGCCUGGUGUUCGGCAUCCCGGUCAUGGGUAUAAUGAUCUACAUGUUGAUCCCCAGCAAGGACUCCCAAGAAGUGAUGGUCCUGGACCACAAUAUCAUUCCAGGGCUGUCCAUCCUAAACCUCAUCUUCUUCAUCUUGUGUACCUUUGUCCAGUUCCUCGGUGGGUGGUACUUCUACGUCCAGGCCUACAAAUCUCUGCGACACAAGUCAGCCAACAUGGACGUGCUCAUCGUACUGGCCACGAGCAUCGCCUAUGCCUACUCCAUCGUCAUCCUGGUGGUUGCAAUUGCUGAGAAGGCUGAGAAGAGCCCUGUGACCUUCUUUGACACGCCCCCCAUGCUCUUUGUGUUCAUUGCCUUAGGGCGGUGGCUGGAACACGUGGCAAAGAGCAAAACCUCAGAAGCUCUUGCCAAACUCAUGUCUCUCCAAGCCACAGAAGCCACAGUGGUGACCCUGGGCGAGGAUAACUUAAUCAUCAGAGAGGAGCAAGUGCCCAUGGAGCUGGUGCAGCGGGGUGAUAUCAUCAAGGUUGUCCCCGGGGGAAAAUUCCCAGUGGAUGGGAAGGUCCUGGAAGGCAAUACCAUGGCUGACGAGUCCCUUAUCACAGGAGAAGCCAUGCCUGUCACUAAGAAACCUGGGAGCACUGUGAUCGCCGGGUCUAUCAAUGCACAUGGCUCUGUGCUCAUUAAAGCCACCCAUGUGGGCAAUGACACCACCUUAGCUCAAAUUGUAAAAUUGGUGGAAGAGGCUCAGAUGUCAAAGGCUCCCAUUCAGCAACUGGCUGACCGAUUUAGUGGAUAUUUUGUCCCAUUUAUCAUCAUCAUUUCAACCUUGACGUUGGUGGUAUGGAUUAUAAUCGGUUUUAUCGAUUUUGGUGUUGUUCAGAAAUACUUUCCUAACCCCAGCAAGCACAUCUCCCAGACGGAGGUGAUCAUCCGGUUUGCCUUCCAGACGUCCAUCACCGUGCUGUGCAUUGCCUGCCCCUGCUCCCUGGGACUGGCCACGCCCACGGCGGUCAUGGUGGGCACCGGGGUGGCUGCACAGCACGGCAUCCUCAUCAAGGGAGGCAAGCCUCUGGAGAUGGCGCACAAGAUCAAGACCGUGAUGUUUGAUAAAACUGGUACCAUUACCUAUGGGGUCCCCAGAGUCAUGCGGUUCCUGCUGCUCACAGACGUGGCUACACUUCCCCUUAGGAAGGUUCUGGCUGUGGUGGGCACCGCAGAGGCCAGCAGCGAGCACCCCUUGGGUGUGGCAGUCACCAAAUACUGUAAAGAGGAACUUGGAACAGAGACCUUGGGAUACUGCAUGGACUUCCAGGCGGUGCCAGGCUGUGGAAUCGGCUGCAAAGUCAGCAAUGUGGAGGGCAUCCUGGCCCACAGUGAGCACCCCCAGAGCCAGUGGGCUGGAYACCCAAAGGACGUUGGCAGCCUUCCUAUGGGAAAAGAUGCGGCCCCCCAGACCUUCUCGGUGCUGAUCGGAAACCGUGAAUGGAUGAGGCGCAAUGGCUUAACCAUCUCCAGCGACGUUAGUGAUGCUAUGACAGAUCAUGAGAUGAAGGGACAGACCGCCAUCCUAGUGGCCAUUGAUGGUGUGCUCUGUGGGAUGAUCGCCAUCGCUGAUGCUGUCAAGCCAGAGGCUGCCCUGGCUGUGCACACACUGAAAAGCAUGGGUAUAGAUGUGGUUCUGAUCACAGGGGACAACCGGAAGACAGCCAGAGCCAUUGCCACCCAGGUUGGUAUCAACAAAGUUUUUGCAGAGGUGCUACCUUCUCACAAGGUGGCCAAGGUCCAGGAGCUGCAGAACGAAGGGAAGAAAGUUGCCAUGGUGGGAGAUGGGGUGAAUGACUCCCCCGCCUUGGCUCAGGCCGACGUGGGCAUAGCCAUUGGGAGUGGCACGGAUGUGGCCAUCGAGGCAGCUGAUGUCGUCCUCAUCAGAAAUGACUUGCUGGAUGUGGUGGCCAGCAUUCACCUCUCCAAGAGGACUGUCCGGCGGAUCCGGGUCAAUCUGGUGCUGGCGUUGAUUUACAACAUGGUUGGGAUACCCAUCGCAGCAGGCGUCUUUAUGCCUGUUGGCAUUGUGCUGCAACCCUGGAUGGGCUCGGCGGCCAUGGCGGCCUCCUCGGUGUCUGUGGUGCUCUCUUCUCUGCAGCUCAAGUGCUACAGGAAACCCGACCUGGAGAGGUAUGAGGCUCAGGCCCAUGGCCGCAUGAAGCCUCUGAGCGCGUCCCAAGUCAGCGUGCAUGUCGGCAUGGACGACCGGAGACGGGACUCCCCCAGGGCCACACCGUGGGACCAGGUCAGCUAUGUCAGCCAGGUGUCUCUGUCCUCUCUGACGUCCGACAGGCUGUCUCGGCACAGCGCCGCAGUGGACAAUGGUGGGGACAAGUGGUCUCUGCUCCUGAAUGACAGGGAUGAGGAACAGUACAUCUGAAGGCUCCAGGUGGGCAGAUCCAGGGCUGGCCAGGGCCCAGUUCCCCCCAAGGAGAUUCACAUCUACUCUCUGCAGUUCACUGGAGCAGGUACAGUCCCAGCAGCCCUCCCUGCAGCCCACAGCCUGGCCCAGGUGCAACUUGGAUUGGACUCCCUGCCUGGUCUUCCUGGCGCAGGCCAAGCAGCCUGGACUCACCAUGCUGGCAUUGUGGGAACUUUGCUGGGACUCCAGAGAGGAGAGAAGUCAGUGUUCCUCGCACGCCUCUGCUGGGAGUAUUCGGGAUGCCUGCUUGUGAAAUGAGGAACAAAAUCAUCAGGACCAGAAAGCCAGCUGGACCUCUCCAGAACACCAAUAAAACUCACAGCUGGCCUCUUUGAUGAUGUCCAGGUGCCCGUGCGUCUGAGCCCGUGGUUUACCUCCAAUGUGCCUACUGUUUCCUGCUAGCACCAUCUCUCCCUUUUCUGCCUUCAUGUGUGCUUGGCAUCCUUGACACUGGGGAUGUGCCUGUCCAUCAUCUGGGGCAGGACUGACGCCCACAUCCAGCCAAUCUGCUAGUCCACACCCCAGCCCAGGAGCUGGCCAUAUCCCUCAUCAUGCUCAGGAGAGCCGCUUCUUGCUAAGAGCUGCUUCUGCAGAGUCGUGCAUGGUGCUACUGACCUGGAGUCCAGUUCAGCUUCCUGUGGGGCCCAGGUGCUGAUGACCCAGGUGUCCUGAUGUCCCUGCCUCAGGUUCUGGUGCUUGAAACAGAGGCCCUGUGGGAGGUAUAUGUGUGCAGGAACCUCCCUGUCACUUCACAGGGUCUAAUAGAGCAUUCAGGUCACUAGUGUCCCUGUGUUAUGAAGCACCUGUCCCCCAAUGAAAGGAGAGCACAGUUUUCCAGGAGUCUUCUGCACACAGAGUGGGCGCUAGAGGGAGGGCAGCCUCAGCUCCCCAGGAGAAAGUCUGCCUUUACCUGUCAGUSGUACUUUGUGAUUGUGUGACAUCAGAGGGGCAGGGAUGAGCCCAGGUUUAGGCUCUGAAGUCAGUGGUGAUUGACAGGACACCUGGGAGCAGACUGGCAGAAUUAGACUAUCCAAGGUGAAAGCCUGGUCUCAUACAAAAUAAUCUUAGUUAUUUAUUGAGUAUCACUUAUUUACCAGGAGCAGUGCUGGUACAUUUUGUAGGUUAUCUCUAAUCCCCUCAACAACAAAGUAGCAAGUUAGUUAUUUUUUCACAUUUUGCAGGCAAAGAAACAGGUUCAGAGAGGCUAAAUAUUUUGCUGAGGCUCACACAGCCAAUAUAUACACAAUGUCUUUGACUUUGAAGUCUUCUCUAAUUCUCCUGCCACCUUAAAUGUCAGUUUAUUUGAUAAGAACAAAGUAGAAAAAGGUCCUUGCUCCUGGAAAAGCAAAUCUGCCAGAUUAUGUAUUAUUUAUAUCAACUUCAAAUGCAGUUGGUCACAAGGUCAUCCCACCUUCACUUUGGAUGGUUAUUUUCAAUUUUUGCAUAUAAUGUAGUCUUGUUGGAUUUUAUCUCCUAAAAUCCACGUUUGGGUUUUGUUGUGCUCUCACUGUUUGCAGUCUUUCUCCCCUUCUCUGCUAACCCCUUCCAUGAUCCCUCCCCGUCGUAUCCUCCUUUUAUUCUUGCUUGGGGAAUAUUUCUUAUUUUGAAACUAGGCUAAUCAUUUUCUAAAGAAUCUAAUUGUAUUGAAUUUUAAAACUGCUAGGACUGUAAGCAUUGUUCAUAUUUAGACAUGAAAAUAUUUAUAUAAUUGUACAGAAAAUAACCUUUUAGAUGUCCAAAGUGUCAGGAACUUUUUUGGUCAGGUAACAGUGCCUACUUC